Molecule: messenger RNA, 1866 nt
Organism: Pochonia chlamydosporia 170
Lineage: Eukaryota; Fungi; Ascomycota; Sordariomycetes; Hypocreales; Clavicipitaceae
Product: Zn(II)2Cys6 transcriptional activator
Exons: 2
Coding region: 1-1866 (621 amino acids)
Biological process (GO): DNA-templated transcription; regulation of DNA-templated transcription
Cellular component (GO): nucleus
Molecular function (GO): zinc ion binding; DNA-binding transcription factor activity, RNA polymerase II-specific; transcription cis-regulatory region binding
Source: RefSeq, a predicted model, not a curated record
AUGGAGAAGGAGAUUGAACGUCUGCGGCGCAACAUUACUCGAGCAAAGGCUCAAGGCUUCGUACCAGAAGCCGGCGACGACGACGACAUGAAUUCACCCGUGGCCCCGAGCACCGCACCAUACACACAUACCCGCAACCCUUCUCUCAUGGGCUCAGACGAGGCCGUGUCCUCUCUCCUUCAUCUCAAGAGAGGCGGCGCAUACGCCGUGCCGCAUUAUUCGUACGAACUGGAAGGUGUCCGAUUGACUGAUGAUAAUGUCACCCAUCUGUUCAACGAGUUUUUCGCCUACUACCACCCAUUUCUACCAUUUCUCAGCCCGCAAAUACCCCCCGAACAAUAUAACCAACAACACCCGCUGUUGUUUUGGUCCAUUGUUGCCGUUGCAGCUCGUCGUUUCAGCCCCCUUGACUGUCCAAACCUUCUUACCAACCUGUCGGGCCCAAUGACCCGAUUCCUUUGGACCACGAUUGGUGAGGUACCUAGCAACUACCAUGUCGUCAAGGCCAUGUGCUUGCUUUGCACCUGGCCACUACCGACAAGCACUACAACGUCGGACCCGACGCAUAUUCUGUGUGGUGUCAUGAUGAAAACGGCUACUGGUAUUGGACUGCAUCGGCCGAAUCAUAUUAGGGAUUUUUCGAGGGUGUCAGUCGAACUCAACAAGGAGCAGUUGGCAGAUCGUGUCACGACUUGGGCGGUCUGCAAUAUUGUAGCACAAAACGUGGGAACAGGAUAUGGACAGCCGGCAUCAACCUUGUAUGACUGGACUCUUGCACUUCGCCCUGGAGAUGACCCGGCGCUGCACUUGUCUACUGAACUUGAAGCACGACUCCAAAUCGAGCGGUUCUGCGACAAGGUUUCCAAGGAGAUGUAUAGCAAUGCGAGUGAUCCCAGAGGAGUUGCCGGUGAUGAACACCGUGCGAUGUUGAUGCGAGUCUACCGCCGAGAUUAUGGUGAGCUUCAAGCGUCGGUCAUGUCCCAGCAGCUUGGACCCAUUGUGAAUCUACACCUCCGUGCGGCGGCGCUUCACAUGAGACUUGCCGGCUUUUUCGAUUCCAGCAAGACCCCAGGCUAUAUGGACGAUCUUAUGGGCCUUUGGAGAGCAGCAACUAGCUUUCUCGAUGAACUCCUCGAGGUGGACAAAGUUACCUCACCGCGUGACAGCAUUCGAGGAACCAUCUUAUUGUAUGCGACCAACUAUCUGCAGCAGAUGCUCGUUGCAGCCGGCUUCACCUUGUUGAAGUUGAUGAGAUCAUUCUUCUGCAAAACCAUCGAUUUUGAUCGUGGCCGAAGCCUUUUCCACCACUCUGUUAAGGCUAUCAGGGCAACCAGUGUAGUUCAUAACGAUCUGCAAUGGCGUUUGGCUGAAUUGAUGGUGCAGAUGUGGAACGGCGCUCGUUUGGACAGCCGAAACAAUGCGUACAAUCCAGACGACGAUACGGCUGUGCAGAUGGAUGACAGCUUGCAGCUAAAAGUGCGUUGCCGGCACAGCAUGAGUCUGGUGUUUGAUUCGGUUUGGCGAUGGAGGGAAGAGUACCAAUCUCAAGGACGUGGAAGCCUCGAGAAUACAAAGCAUCCCACGAAUCCAGAUUCUGCCAACGAGUCAUCGGCCUCAUCCUCGCAACUCGACAGCACUCUGAUGCCGUCUCAUCCUCUUCCCACGUCAAACAUGCUGAAUACAAAUGGAGCCCUGACGCCUGGUGCUACUGGGCUAUCGGCGGCAGCAACUGCUCCAAACACGAUGAUUGCUGGCAUGCCUUAUGGUGAGACGAAUUACGACUUUUUUGAUCCUCAGCAUUGGAUGCUAGACGGGCUGGUCGAUUUCAACUAUGGCGCGUUUGUGCCUCCUCUGGAAGGCGCAUAG